This is a messenger RNA of Annulohypoxylon truncatum, 1302 nucleotides long. RefSeq lists its product as uncharacterized. The coding region runs from base 129 to 1181 and encodes 350 amino acids. The record is from RefSeq and is a predicted model, not a curated record. The transcript has 3 exons. Lineage: Eukaryota; Fungi; Ascomycota; Sordariomycetes; Xylariales; Hypoxylaceae. Gene Ontology annotation, molecular function: oxidoreductase activity.
CAGGAAGAUUGCGUCAGCCUAGAAGAGAAUCUAUCCUAAAUCUGACGCGUUACUAGUGACUUUUCUACCUACAAAGCUGCGCCAUCACUCACUUAUCCAUUGCUAUAUUAGUCUUCAGUGAGAUCAAUAUGGCUAGUGAUCAGAUAACACACCGUAGAGCUUUCCGCCGAACCGACGACUAUACACUAGGUACGCCAAAGGUUAAGCUGGUCCACGAAGCCCUCCCAUUACCCCUCAGUCCAACAUCAGUCUUGAUUAGAGUUCGCGCAGUGUCUUUGAACUAUAGAGAUGCGAACAUUGCACACGGCGGGAACCCAUGGCCGGUAAUCCCAAAUGGCAUACUAUGUAAUGAUGCGGCCGGCGAAGUGAUAGGCGUGGGCGAGAAGGUGAAAAACUUGGCUAUUGGAGAUCGAGUGGCGCCCAUCACCGACACUGAGUAUAUAUCCGAACGUUCUUUGAGGCGGUCUUGGCUAGCCGCAGACCAGGACGGAGUGUUGGCGGACUAUCUUAUAUUCGACGAAGAGAAGAUAUGUAAACUCCCGACUUACCUCGAUUGGGCUAGUGCUGCUAUUAUUCCUUGUGCUGGGGUAACUGCGUGGUCUUCUCUAAAGGGUAUGAGCAUUGGGCAGACAGUCUUGAUUCAAGGAACCGGUGGUGUCAGCUCGUUCGCGCUGAAGCUUGCUCGUGCUGCAGGCCUGAGGGUAAUUAUAACUUCUUCAAGCGACGACAAACUUGAGAAAAUGAAGAAAAAGUUCCCAAACCCACCACUGUUGACGAUUAACUACACUAAGAAACAAGCCUGGCACGAGGAGGUCCUUGAACUUACAGGUGGGACAGGUGUCGAUAUCGUAGUCGAGAACGGAGGAACAUCGUCUCUGAUCAAUAGCAUCAAGUGUACAAGACGCGGAGGGACUAUCAGCCAAGUUGGAUAUCUUGGGAAACAGGACCCUUCCGAUCUUGCAGAUCUAGUUCCUCUCAUCAUCGACAGGAGAGUCGUUCUUAGGGGAAUUAAUUGCGGGUCAAAAUACGACAUGGAGGACCUUUGCGCUGCUUUAUCAGCUACGAAAAUGCCACUUAACGAUAUCAUCGACUCUACUUAUCCUUUUGAGAAGGCGGAGGAAUCAAUCCAGCAUCUAUGGGAAGGGAGACAGGUUGGAAAGUUAGUACUACAUAUCCAAUAGGGUAGUAAAUCGAAAGAACCAGAUGAUGGCGCAUUGGAUGUAUGUGUAGGUGGUAAAUUUAGCACUUUUAGUGUUCCCUCGAAGGAUAAGAUCCACUAUAAAGUUACCGGCCUGAUGGGCA